UUGGAAAACAAAGUUCACACAUGCAAACCUUCUUUGGUUGAACAUUGGCUUUGUGUUUGAGAGUUGCAGAAGAAGCAUUUAUGUCAAACGCAGAGAAAGCUCGAACUUUAUUUGGAAUUUCUCUCUCUGACAGACCCAAAUGGCAACAAUUUUUCAUUUGCUCUUCUGGUUUCUUCUUUGGGUACCUUGUUAACGGCAUAUGUGAGGAAUAUGUGUAUAACAGGCUUCAUUUUAGCUAUGGUUGGUAUUUCACAUUUAUUCAAGGAUUUGUAUACUUGAUUCUGAUUUAUCUCUAUGGCUUCACAAGCAAGCAAAUGGUGAAUUCAUGGAAAACUUAUGUGAAGCUUUCUGCUGUGCUUAUGGGGUCCCAUGGCCUAACAAAGGGAUCUUUGGCUUUUCUGAACUACCCUGCACAAAUCAUGUUCAAAUCCACAAAGGUUCUUCCAGUGAUGUUGAUGGGUUCCUUCAUACCAGGUCUAAGAAGGAAAUAUCCGAUUCAUGAAUAUGUAUCUGCUGUUCUUCUAGUGAUUGGCUUGAUCUUGUUCACUCUAGCAGAUGCACAGACAUCACCCAAUUUUAGUGUCAUUGGUGUUCUCAUGAUAUCUGGUGCUUUGAUCAUGGACUCCUUCUUGGGAAAUCUGCAAGAAGCAAUCUUUACAGUGAACCCUCAGACCACACAGAUGGAGAUGCUUUUCUGCUCUACUCUGGUGGGUUUGCCUAUGUUAAUCCCUCCCAUGCUUUUUACAGGAGAGUUAUUCCAAGCAUGGACUUCAUGUUCACAGCAUCUGUAUGUGUAUGGAGUGUUGGUGUUUGAAGCAAUGGCAACAUUUAUUGGCCAAGUUUCUGUGUUGUCACUCAUUGCCCUUUUUGGAGCUGCCACUACAGCCAUGAUAACGACUGCAAGAAAGGCUGUGACAUUGCUACUGUCAUACCUCAUAUUUACCAAACCAAUGACAGAACAACAUGCAACUGGACUUCUACUGAUUGCUAUGGGGAUUUCAUUGAAGAUAUUUCUUGAUGAAAAAUCUAACAAAAAGACCUCAAAUUCUUCUCCCAUUGUCAAUAUUCCAAAACCUUCUGACCACAAAGAACUUACGCCACGGUUAGAUUAUGCAGGAGAAGAUGAAGAAAGAAGACCAUUUGUCUAGCACUUUCAGUGCAUAAAAAUAUGAUGUUAAGUAAAAAUGUUUUAUAUAUAUUUGAACACUCUUUACCAUAAUAAGCUAUUAGAAUUCAACAAGGU
This is a messenger RNA of Vigna radiata var. radiata (mung bean), 1243 nucleotides long. Its product is annotated as UDP-galactose/UDP-glucose transporter 4. Gene Ontology annotation, biological process: transmembrane transport. The transcript is spliced from 7 exons. Lineage: Eukaryota; Viridiplantae; Streptophyta; Magnoliopsida; Fabales; Fabaceae. Gene Ontology annotation, molecular function: transmembrane transporter activity. The record is from RefSeq and is a predicted model, not a curated record. The coding region runs from base 81 to 1148 and encodes 355 amino acids. Gene Ontology annotation, cellular component: endoplasmic reticulum membrane; Golgi membrane.